Molecule: messenger RNA, 897 nt
Organism: Pipistrellus nathusii (Nathusius's pipistrelle)
Lineage: Eukaryota; Metazoa; Chordata; Mammalia; Chiroptera; Vespertilionidae
Source: the annotation of a GenBank genome assembly
AUGACACUAAACACCCAGCAGGAAGCCAAGACGCCCCUGCGACGGCGAGCCAGCACCCCCCUGCCCCUGUCCCCCCGGGGCCGCCAGCCUGGCCUGAGCGCGGCACCUUCCACCUCCACACCAUCCGGGCACCCCCGGCUGGGCCAGUCGGCCUCCCUCAACCCUCCCACCCAGCGACCUGCGCCUGCCCCCGACGGCUGGUCCUCUGACUCCAGCGACUCCGAAGGCUCCUGGGAGGCCCUGUACCGCGUGGUGCUUCUGGGGGACCCCGGCGUGGGGAAGACCAGCCUGGCCAGCCUCUUCGCAGGGAAGCAGGAGCGGGAGCUCCACGAACAGCUGGGAGAGGACGUGUACGAGAGGACGCUCACCGUGGAUGGCGAAGACACCACCCUGCUGGUCAUGGACACCUGGGAGGCUGAGAAACUGGAUGAGAGCUGGAGCCAGGAGUCCUGCCUGCAGGUGGGCAGCGCCUACGUCAUCGUGUACUCCAUCGCAGACAGGGGCAGCUUCGAGAGCGCCUCCGAGCUCCGCAUUCAGCUGAGGCGCACACACCAGGCGGACCACGUGCCCAUCAUCCUGGUGGGCAACAAGGCGGACCUGGCGCGCUGCCGGGAAGUCUCCGUGGAAGAGGGACGCGCCUGCGCCGUGGUGUUCGACUGCAAGUUCAUCGAGACCUCGGCCGCUCUGCAGCACAACGUGGCCGAGCUGUUCGAGGGCGUGGUGCGCCAGCUGCGCCUGCGCCGCCGGGAGGGCCCCCGGGAGCCCCCCGCGCCCCGCCGGCGGGCCAGCUUCGGGCAGCGGGCGCGGCGCUUCCUGGCCCGCCUGACGGCCCGCAGCGCCCGCCGCCGCGCGCUCAAGGCCCGCUCCAAGUCCUGCCACAACCUGGCCGUGCUCUGA